AAAACUUUUAAUAUCAGUUUAAUAUAUAUAGAGGAAAUACAAGAGAAAUUUAUAAUUUAAAUAUUUUUUUAUAUUUAUGAAGAAUGAAGAUUACUUACAUAAGCAUUAUCAGUGUCAGCUAUUAGUUUCGAUUGCGCAUGCGCAAUACGAAUUGGAACGUCAAAUACAGGAUUGAAUAACAUCAUUGUAUUGUGAUAUUGUAAUAUGUAAAAUAUGUUUCAAACAAAAAUAUGCAUAUAUCUUCAUAUGUAGUUUUCACAGUAAUCCAGUCAGUGUUUAGCAUUUGAAUAGUGGCAUUAUCGUAUCAGAUACUGCGAUGUAAAUUCGUAUUCAUUAACAACAAAUGUCUGUAUGCAUGUGACAUGUGACAUAUUCUCAAAUGUCUUCUCCCAAAACCACCGAAUAUUCCGGUAAUUAUCAACGAUUUAAUGAAGAUGCCAACAUAUCACUCGAACAAAAUAGUUCACAUCGACCAUGUCAAAAAUAUGGAUCUAUAUUAUCAUAUCCUUCUGCAGAAAAUCAUCUAAACUCUUCCACUGAAAAUAUAAGAACAAUCGAUCCAAUCAUUCAUAAAUUUGAAACAGAUGAUGCACAAAGAGAAAACAUGUCUGAAAAUGUAAUACUUCCAUCGCAAGAUUCACUCACAGAUCAUGAUCUAUAUUGGGAAAUGAAUUAUCAUGAGGCUGCUAUAUAUUUAGAGGAAGGUAGAAAUAACGAAAAAUUUGAUUCACAUCCGAAGCAUCCCGAAGAUUUACCAGCAUAUCUCUUAGUUCAUAAUAACUGGUAUUAUGGCUUAGAUUUAUUAACUUCUCUUAUACUUUUGGCUUUGGCUCUUGUUGAAGAACCAGCUGUACCACUGUUUGGCAUACCAGUAUGGGCACAUGGAUCCAUAGAACUUUUUGCUUUAAUAAUUAUAGGUAUAGAAUUAGCUUUGAAGUUAAGAUGGAUUGGUUGGUCAACAAUGUUAAAACACAAACGAACAAUGCUAAAGUGUAUUACAUUGGUCAUCAUGUUUUUAGAGGCGAUGACAGUAUUAGUACGACAGUCAUCGCACUUCCGUGUAACACGUGCUCUAAGGCCUAUUUUUUUAGUAGAUACAAAAUGUUUUGGAGGCGUUAGAAGAUUUAUCAGACAAAUACUUUUGACCCUGCCUCCGAUUCUGGAUAUGUUAGGCUUGCUUUUAUUUUUUGUAACACUUUAUACAGUAUUGGGCUACUACAUGUUUUCUGAAAUGAAUAGAAAUUUUUCUACAUUACAAGAUAGUUUUGUGAGUCUGUUUGUUCUUCUUACUACCGCCAACUUUCCAGAUGUGAUGAUGCCAUCAUAUUCAAAAAACAAAUGGUAUGCAAUAUAUUUUGUAUCAUACUUGUCUACAAUGUUAUAUGUAAUGAUGAAUUUGAUGUUGGCGGUGGUUAACGAAACGUUUACAGCAGCUGAGCGUGAUAAAUUUAAAAAAUUGUUUUUACAUAAACGAAAAGCAUGUCAACAUGCUUUCAAGUUAUUAGUUUCGAAACAAAAUCCGGAUAAAAUGCGAUUUCGUCAAUUUGAAGGAUUAAUACGUUAUUAUGCUCCAAAUAAAAGUAUAAGAGACAUUGUGCUAAUGUAUCAACAUCUAAAUUCUUCUGGAAGCGGAGUUCUGAGUGCUGAAGAAUUUUUAAACAUUUACGAUACUAUUAUACUUCAGUGGGAGCCGCAAUAUUCUACUGUGCCUUGGUAUCACAGUACAUCACGACCUUUGCAGAUUCUCUGCACAGGAGCGCAUACAGCUAUUAGAUGGCCAUAUUUCGAAACUUUAAUGUUAUUCGUCACUGAAGCACUGAUAAAAGUGUUAGGACUUGGUACAAGACGAUAUUUGAGUUCUGGAUGGAAUCUUUUUGACUUGGGAACAUCCAUAAUGACACUGGUUGCUGCUUGUAUUUUAUGUCUUUUUCCAACAGCAACAUUUUUUGUUCUAUUCAGACCACUUCGAAUGUUGAGAUUAUUUAAAAUUAAAAAAAGAUAUCGAGACGUAUUUGGCACUUUAGUGAUUUUAACUCCCUUGAUGUCUUCUACCGCAGUAGUCAUGCUAGUUUUAUACUAUUUCUUUGCAAUUAUUGGAAUGGAAUUGUUUGCAGGAUAUAAUAUGCGAAAUUGUUGCAAGAAUACAACAGUUGAAGAUUUUUAUAAGUACUCUGUCAAUGAAAGUACCGCACUAGGAUAUUAUUACCUUAAUACUUUUGACAAUCUUAUAGCCAGUGGAAUGACUCUUUUUGAGUUAACAGUUGUUAAUAAUUGGUUUAUCUUAAUGAACGCGUAUGGAUUUACAGUUGGAAUGUAUACACGAAUAUAUUUUAUGAUAUUUUAUUUGGUGACAAUGAUUGUUUUAACUAUUGUGGUAUCCAGUUUCUUGGAGGCUUUUCGAUUUAGGAUACAUUAUAAAAAAUCGACAUCUAAACGUGAUGAAGAAAAAAUGCUACACGAAGAAGUAGAACUAAAAUGGGAUGAAUUGCAAUAUAUAAUAGAAGAUUUUCAGCUUCUGGAGAAAUUACGGCCUUCGCUAAAAGUUGGUGGAACUACUGUCUUUAUUGGAUCGCGUCCUCGAACCAGAGAAGUUUUGCAAAGAAAAAUGUAUACUAAUGAAAUUACCGAAUGGAUUACAGAGGCUAAUCAAGCAGAAAGGCAGCUUUUAUCAAACGCUACUCAUAGUUUAGAAGAAAAUUAUAGAGAAGAAGCAACUUCCGAAACAGAUCACAUAGGAUUAACUGAAAACUUGCGACAAACGCAUCGUAACACAUCAAAUGUUGUAUAAUUGUAAUGGUAAAUCAAAUUUCAUUGUUCACGAUAUAUUAGCACCAAAGGAUUGUAAUAUAUAAAUAGAUAACAGAUAAUGAUAUAAAAAUUUUUACCAAAAGUAUAAACAUAAAAGAAAAUAAUAUAUUUAAUUGACAUGAAAGUGAUUAAACUUUAUUUUGGAUUAUGUUGCGAUAUAUAGAUCAAGUAAUUCAUAGUUUUUAUAAAAAUAUUAUGUAAAAAGUAUUAAACCAUAUAACUUCCAUAAAUAAAGUUUUAUUAGUAGUCAAAUUAACUUUUUUUUAUUUUUCUCAGAGACGAAAAGAACAAUUUUAUUUACAAAAAUUUAUAAAUUUGUAA
Molecule: messenger RNA, 3129 nt
Organism: Heterotrigona itama
Lineage: Eukaryota; Metazoa; Arthropoda; Insecta; Hymenoptera; Apidae
Source: the annotation of a GenBank genome assembly